AUGGCGGCGCGUUGUUCCCGACCUCUCCAUGUGUUUUGUGGAUGUAAGAGGUGAUGAGGGUGGAUGGUUAAUAAUAAUUGGCGUGUUUGGAACAGGUUGUCUCUUUAAACGCUUCCUGAUAACGCUGUAAGCUUCAGGUGAGGAUCAUGAGCACAGGUACGCCGUACAUCGGCAGCAAAAUCAGCCUCAUCUCCAAGGCUCAGAUCCGCUAUGAGGGAAUUUUAUACACUAUUGAUACAGACAACUCCACUGUGGCUCUGGCUAAAGUGAGGUCGUUUGGCACGGAGGGGCGACCUACAGACCGACCCGUACCGCCACGGGAUGAGGUAUUUGAUUACAUCAUAUUCAGAGGAAGUGACAUCAAAGACAUUACUGUCUGCGAGCCACCAAAACUACACCACGGUCUGCCUCAGGAUCCUGCAAUUGUUCAGUCGUCCGUGGGCAGUUCGUCUUUACCAUAUGGCCCUCAGGGAGGUUACAGUCCCUACAGGAGCAUGAUGCCACCUUAUAACCCACUCGCUGCCAGCUCUCUGCUCAAUCAGCAGUAUGCUGCUGCACUCAGCCUAGGAGCCGGACUGCAUGGCCCUCUGAGAAGAGGUCCCAUGGUCGAGCAGGCUGUCCAGACAGUGCCUGCUGAAAAACCAGCUCCGAAAAAAGGCUUGGCAUCACAGCAGCAGGGCCGUGAGAGCGGCAGGGUGCAGCGAGGCAGAGGAAGUCCUCAAACAGAGAGGAGCGCCACGUCUGGGAAUGCUCAGCAAGGAGAUGUACAAGGGCAAAAUCAAGCUAAUGAUGAGAACAGACCACCGCAGAGGAGGAGACAAGGCAAUCGCCGAUCCCGGAAUCGCAACCGAGGUCAGAUUAUCGUAGCCAACACAAAGCCCACUACCCUUCAGUUCGAGUCGGACUUUGAUUUUGAAACGGCUAAUGCGCAGUUCAACAAGGACGAUCUCAUCAAGGAGGUUCAAGGCAACUCUGAAGUCAAAGAUAAAGAGGAGAAAGAGAAAUCGGACUCUGGUGUGGAGACUCAGAACAGUGAGGGAGCAGCAGAUGAGGAGCCGUUUGGCCCAAAGUGUUUCUACAACAAGGCCAAAAGCUUCUUUGACAACAUCUCUUCUGAGCUCAAAUCAAGACGUACGACAUGGGCGGAGGAGCGCAAGCUGAACGUGGAGACGUUUGGAGUUCCUGGUCGCUUCCUGAGAGGCCGUGGGUUUCGUGGUGGGUUCAGAGGGAGGAGAGGAAGAGGGAUGAAUCAGCGUGUCUCUGCUCAACCAGCCGUUGGGAGCGGUAGAGUGUGAUGAUGGAUGUAGAUUUCAAGUAGCCACCAAGUGGUUUUGUAAAUACAUUUCUCCUCCCUUUUUUCUUUAUAAUAAAAUUUCAUAAUUUCAGUUGGGGUCCUGCACUUUAACUGUUAUUAAAUGAAAACAGAUUUUUUAUUUGCUUGUCCAAAGGCUUUGUUUUUUUGUUUUUGUUGCUAUUGCUGCUUUAUCACUAGUGAAUGUGUUUAUAAAAAAAUACUGUUUGCACAAAAUGAAAUGCACAUUAACUUGAUCUGUCAACAUUUGAUUCUAAGUAAAGCACUUUUAUUUAUGCUUUAUGAUGGAAAUGAUAUUGGAUUUGCAGAAUGUAGAGUUGAUUAUCAAUGUCAGCCUUUGGCAUUUGCUCCCCAAACAUUGAUUUAAGAGGCUUUUUGUUUCAUUUAUUUGGUUUUUGCAUAUGAAUUAACUGGGGACUUUGUACAAAAAGAGAACCAUUGUUAAUAAAAUGGAAAAUGGCUGAUAAA
Pangasianodon hypophthalmus (striped catfish) is the source of this 1780-nucleotide messenger RNA. It is a transcript of the gene lsm14b, whose product is annotated as LSM family member 14B. The record is from RefSeq and is a predicted model, not a curated record. The transcript is spliced from 9 exons. The coding region runs from base 147 to 1295 and encodes 382 amino acids. Gene Ontology annotation, molecular function: mRNA binding. Lineage: Eukaryota; Metazoa; Chordata; Actinopteri; Siluriformes; Pangasiidae.